AUGUUAAGUUCUGAGCAAUCAAAUAAUGAAACUGAAUUCAAUUUUAGUGACAUCAAGACAAUUGAAGCAUUUGAAUACCCUAAUCAAGCAUCAAAAAAGAUUUGGAGUAUCAAUUCAAAUAAUAUUCUACAUAUAUCUUCACAAAUUAUAGAACUCAUUACAAAUAACAAAAUAUCUAUCCAAUUGUCACUUCACCUGAUUGAUAUUAUUUCACAACUUCGUGAUAAAGAUAUUAAAUUAUUUGCAGAACUUUACGAAAAGAUAUUAAACGAAUUCUCAUGCAUCAUCAAACCUGAAAAUGCGAAAUUAACGACGCUUCUACAUUACAAAGGUUUCAAAUUUGAAUUUUUCAAACCUACAAAGAAAGAAGAAGAAAUUCUCAAUUUAUAUCCAACAGAAUCUCCUUUAUACUAUAUUGCAUGGGAUAAAGUUGAUGACCUUAAGAGCAAAUUCCCAAAUAUAGAGAUUGAUCAGAAAAUUAAUGAAAUUACUCCAUUUGACUAUUAUUGCAAUCAGAACUAA
This is a messenger RNA of Trichomonas vaginalis G3, 522 nucleotides long. Its product is annotated as protein ubiquitination. Lineage: Eukaryota; Parabasalia; Trichomonadida; Trichomonadidae. The transcript has a single exon. The record is from RefSeq and is a predicted model, not a curated record. The coding region runs from base 1 to 522 and encodes 173 amino acids.